AUGAUAAGGGGUUUUAACACGGCCGGCGCGCUAGGCCCGCCGGCCGAUAACAACCCCGGGGGCCCAGCCGGCCCCGGCGGCGGAUCCCCGGAAUCGGCAGGGGCCGGAUCCCGGAGUCAGCCAAAAUCCCGGUCGGGUGCGAGCACGGUGUCGUGGAAAGACCUGCCUCGCAAGGGUCAGCUCAUUGUCAUCACCCUCACCCGCCUGAGCGAGCCGCUAGUACAGACCUCGAUCCAGUCGUACAUGUUCUACCAGCUCAAAUGGUUUGAUCCGACUCUACCCGACUCGGCCAUCUCCGCGCAGGCCGGUGUCCUACAUGCGAGUUUUACGGCUGCUCAAUUUUUGACGGCUAUGUUAUGGGGACGUGCAGCGGAUUCUAGUCGGUUUGGUCGUAAGAACGUCAUCUUCAUUGGCCUUCUAGGCACGAUGCUUUCAUGUAUAGGGUUUGCAUUCUCGACUUCCUUCCGCCAGGCCCUGUUUUUCCGGGCCCUUGGAGGUGUGACCAACGGAAACGUGGGAGUGCUCAGGACCAUGAUUAGCGAAAUAGUCAGAGAGAAGAAGUACCAGUCAAGAGCCUUCUUGCUCCUCCCCAUGACGUUCAACAUCGGCGCCAUUAUCGGUCCCAUCCUCGGUGGCCUCCUUUCCGACCCAGCGGGAAGUUAUCCUGGAUUGUUCGGUGACGUUGAAUUCUUCAAACGCUUCCCCUACGCCACACCCAACAUUGUGUCGGCCUUCUUCCUGUUUGGCGCGAUGCUUUGUGCUUGGCUUUUCCUUGAAGAGACUUUGGAUUCACGCUUCGAUAAGCGAGACCGAGGCCUCGAACUCGGACGAAAGAUUCGGUCAUGGAUUCGGGGCCGCUCCACCGGCCGGGGCUAUACGCUCGUCCCUGACGAAGAUGACGAUAGCACGCUUGAUUUGGUUGAGAGACGAGGAGACACCCGCCCUCGGCAAUCCUCCGUCAGCAGCAUCCGCCUCCAAACACCUACAACACCGACCCGGCCCAGGCGCAAGUACACCCAGCGGCUCCCCUUCCGCCGGAUCUUCACCCCCAACGUCCUCUGGACGUUCGUCGCCAACUUCCUCCUCACGUUCCAUAUAGGCGGCUUCAACUCGCUCUGGUUCGUCUUUUUAUCAACUCCCGUCUACGAUCCGUCUGGGACGCGAUCGUCUGAGCUUCCCGAAGACGCCCCCAGGCGCCAACUACCCUUCGUUUUCACCGGCGGUCUUGGCCUGCAUCCGCGUGAGGUUGGCAUGGCCAUGUCCAUCCUGGGUGUUAUCGGUAUCAGCAUGCAGCUCGGGAUCUACCCGCGCCUGUCUGCGCGCCUCGGCACUAUCCGCAGCUGGCGAUUGUUCAUGACCGUCUUCCCCCUGACGUAUUUCCUGAUUCCCUACCUGAGUAUCGUGCCCUCUGCGAGCCCCCCUCCACACGCUAAGGACGGAUUCCUUGUCUGGGGCGCUAUCGUGUGCGUCCUGUUUCUCCAGGUUGUCGGGCGCACGUUUUCGCUGCCGUCUCAAGCGAUUCUCGUCAACAACUGCACGCCCCACCCGAGUGUGCUGGGGACGGUCCAUGGGAUUGGGCAGAGCGUGAGCAGUUUGGCGCGAUCUACGGGUCCGGUCCUAGGUGGGCUCGUGUAUGGGUUCGGGUUGUCGCAUGGCGUGGUUGGGAUCGUGUUUUGGGGGAUGAGCGCCGUGGCUUUGUGUAACAUUGUGGUGAGCAGGUUUGUGAGAGAAGGGGAUGGCCAUGAAAUUUGGUUAGAGGGGGAUGUCGAGGAGAAUGAAUCGGUGGAACGGACUGUGUAA
Dichotomopilus funicola is the source of this 1800-nucleotide messenger RNA. RefSeq names its product major facilitator superfamily domain-containing protein. Gene Ontology annotation, biological process: transmembrane transport. The transcript has 8 exons. Lineage: Eukaryota; Fungi; Ascomycota; Sordariomycetes; Sordariales; Chaetomiaceae. Gene Ontology annotation, molecular function: transmembrane transporter activity. The record is from RefSeq and is a predicted model, not a curated record. Bases 1 to 1800 code for a protein of 599 amino acids.